Molecule: messenger RNA, 1308 nt
Organism: Chinchilla lanigera (long-tailed chinchilla)
Lineage: Eukaryota; Metazoa; Chordata; Mammalia; Rodentia; Chinchillidae
Gene: Dusp29
Product: dual specificity phosphatase and pro isomerase domain containing 1
Exons: 4
Coding region: 343-996 (217 amino acids)
Biological process (GO): protein dephosphorylation; negative regulation of MAPK cascade
Cellular component (GO): cytoplasm
Molecular function (GO): protein tyrosine/serine/threonine phosphatase activity; MAP kinase phosphatase activity
Source: RefSeq, a predicted model, not a curated record
UUCUGGACGGCUCCUCGCUUUGUUCUCUUCCCCACCCAGCGGCGCUGGAGGAUAAUGGGUCCCAGAGCCCCUCUGCGUGCCAAGCUGCUCAGGGUGGACCGCGCCACUUCCGCUUCUGUCUGGAAAUGCAGCCGGGCUUUCAGCUCAGAGGCGGGGCCGGGAGGCUUCUCUGCAGUCGGGUGGAGGAGGCACAGCCCCCCAAAGGGGAGUCAGCCUGGUGAGCGAAGCGGGGCAGAGCAGAUGGAGGCUCGGAAUGCAGUGGCUCCAGCGCCGCCCCAAAAUUACCUCUUCCGAAGCCUCCUCUAGAGCUGUAGAAAGGAGAGCAAAUCCCUUGGCUCCAAAAUGACAUCUGGAGACGCGAAGACAAGCCGCAAGAAUGCCUACCCGCCUGCCAAAGGGCUGUCCCCGCGGGCACAGGAGGCCGAGGCCGAGGCCGAGGACUACUGCACACCCGGCGCCUUCGAGCUGGAGCGGCUCUUCUGGAAGGGCAGCCCCCAGUACACCCACGUCAACGAGGUCUGGCCCCGGCUCCACAUCGGUGACGAGGCGACGGCGCUGGACCGCUACGGGCUGCAGAAGGCGGGCUUCACGCACGUGCUGAACGCCGCGCACGGCCGCUGGAAUGUGGACACCGGGCCCGACUACUACCGCGACAUGGACAUCGAGUACCACGGCGUCGAGGCGGACGACGUCCCCACCUUCGACCUCAGCAUCUUCUUCUAUUCCGCGGCCGCCUUCAUUGACUCCGCGCUCCGGGAUGACCGCAAUAAGAUCCUGGUUCACUGCGCCAUGGGCCGCAGCCGCUCGGCGACCCUGGUCCUGGCCUACCUGAUGAUCCACAGGAGUAUGACCCUCGUCGAUGCCAUCCAGCAAGUGGCCAGGAACCGCUGCGUCCUGCCCAACAGGGGCUUCCUGAAGCAGCUCCGAGAACUGGACAAGCAGCUGGUGCAGCAGAGGCGACAGCCCCGGGGCGGGGACGGCGAGGAGAGGCUGUAGGGCACAGACUUGUGACGAGGGGGACAGCUGAGAAGGGCGCCGGCCUGUGACUGAGAAGGGGCCGUGAAACCAAAGGUUGAUUUUCUUCCAAGCUUGCUAAUCUUGCCAGCGUGUGCCAGGGACGGGGAGGGCUCAGAGCCGCCUGCCGGAUGCGUCCUGGACUCUGUCACGGCGCCAUGGCUAGACAGCCCCAGCGGAGCUGGCCGCAGAGGACUCCUCUGCAGAAAAUCCCCUGAGUUUUAAGGUGCGGCAGAGGCGGAUUUGAAAAUGUGUGGGCAUUGUGUUGUGAUUAAAUGCUUGCCUUUGUCAUGA